Molecule: messenger RNA, 1833 nt
Organism: Micropterus dolomieu (smallmouth bass)
Lineage: Eukaryota; Metazoa; Chordata; Actinopteri; Centrarchiformes; Centrarchidae
Gene: adarb2
Product: adenosine deaminase RNA specific B2 (inactive)
Exons: 8
Coding region: 79-1833 (584 amino acids)
Biological process (GO): adenosine to inosine editing; RNA processing
Cellular component (GO): cytoplasm; nucleolus
Molecular function (GO): tRNA-specific adenosine deaminase activity; double-stranded RNA adenosine deaminase activity; double-stranded RNA binding
Source: RefSeq, a predicted model, not a curated record
UGAAGCGAGACAAGUACAAAGGAGAGUCGAGCCGCCGAGUCCAAGUUAUUCCUGCGCUUCGCUCCAAAGGCUGCGCUGAUGGCAUCCGUACUUGGAAACAGCAGCCGCGCGUCGGGGGCUCAGAGCGGCCAGGUCAAAUGCAAGCUGAAAAGGAGAAGAAGGAGGCGAUCGAAGAGAAAAGAGAAAGUCAGUAUGCUGUCAGCAUUGAUCGCUCCUUUCAAGUACAUAAGCCCUGGGACCAGCAGCACAGAGGACGAGGACAGUUUAAGCACUAGCAGUGCAGAGGUGAAGGAAAACCGUAACAUUGGCAACUUAGAGGAUCGCUCCGUAGGAUCUCCAGAGUGCCAGUCGCUUUUCUGCUCCGACUCCGCGAGAAGUGGGAGCUCUGGUCUGAAGAGGAAACGGCCACUGGAGGAAGACAACAAUGGGCACUUGUGUCAACUCCGCUUGAUCUAUAAGAAACUGUCCUGGUCUGAGGCACCAAAGAAUGCUUUGGUGCAGCUCAAUGAACUUCGACCGGGCCUGCAGUACCGCAUGGUGUCACAGACAGGCCCGGUCCAUGCUCCUGUCUUCUCCAUCGCUGUGGAGGUGAAUGGGCUGACCUUUGAGGGCACAGGCCCCACAAAGAAAAAAGCUAAGAUGAGGGCGGCUGAGCUGGCCCUCAAGUCCUUCAUUCAGUUCCCCAACGCUCCUCAGGCACACCUAGCCAUGGGAAACAUCUCGAACCCUUCAUCUGACUUCACCUCAGAUCAGGCAGACUUCCCAGACACACUCUUCAAGGAAUUUGAGUCUUCACAGUGCUCCGAUGGCCUCUCGCUCUGCAACUCAGCAGCAGAGAGCGAGCUACUAUCGAGUGAGCUACUAAGACAUGGAAGGUUGCUUCGCCAUACCUUAGACCUGAUGGUACAGGCUCAGCAGAGGCUGGGUGGUAUUGUUCCAGAGCCAGAGGCCCCUAAGAGCCCUGUGGCGUUGCUCAAUGAGCUCCGACCGGGCCUGCGUUAUGCCUGCCUUUCGGAGCGAGCUGAAGGCCGACGGCUGCGUAGAUUUGUGAUGGCUGUGCGUGUGGACGGGCGGAUAUUUGAGGGCUGCGCUCGCAGCAAAAAGCAGGCCAAGAACCAGGCGGCCCAGUGUGCUCUUCAGGCCCUCUUCAACAUCAGGACAGCCCCUGAGGGGAGGACAGGCCUCAAAGCCAGCAGGAAGAGCUGUCCUCAUUUACCCCAGGACUUUGCCGAUUCAAUAUUCCACUUGGUGAGGGAGAAGUACCGGUCGCUGGUGGGCAGCUGCAGUCCUGCGCACGCUCGACACAAAUCCCUGGCAGGCAUCGUAAUGACCCAAGGUCUGGACCUGAGGCACGCCCAGGUGGUGGUGUUAUCCACAGGCACUAAGUGUAUCAACGGGGAGUAUCUGAGUGACCAGGGACAAGUGGUCAAUGACUGUCACGCUGAAGUCACGGCCCGCAGAGCUCUGCUACGCUUCCUCUACUCUCAACUUGAACUCUUCUUGAGUAAAAGGCCAGAGGACUGGGAGGAGUCGAUAUUUGUGCGGCGUAAGGAGUGCGGCUACAGGUUGAGAGACGACGUCCAUUUCCACAUGUACAUCAGCACCUCGCCGUGUGGGGACGGGAGGCUUAACUCACCCUAUGAAAUCACCACUGACUUACACAGCAGCCGACACCUCAUGAGAAAGCACCGCAGCCACCUGCGAACCAAAAUCGAGUCCGGAGAGGGGACAGUGCCGGUGCGAUGCCGGGGGCCUGUCCAGACGUGGGAUGGCAUCUUACAGGGAGAGCAGCUUAUCACCAUGUCCUGCACAGACAAGAUCACCAGGAGGUAG